AAUCGUCAGAUUUUAAUUGCAACCUUGAGAGUGUGCUGCGUUUGGUGUCCAAAUAUUUUUGUUUUUAUUUAUUAAAUUUUCUUUAAAAACAUGCAUAACAUAUAAAAAUUAUAACACAAAGAAUUUAUUAUACAACAAUAUAAAAUGACACAGUAAGUGACAUCGGAAAUUGUCAUGUUUUCGGAGAACUACUUCCCAUAGUCCGUGGUAUUAGUCAUGUCAGAUUGCGCGCUGGUGACCAGUGUAAACGAGCACGAUGCCAGUAUGGAUGUGGGGAACGAUAAAUCUCUCUUUGAGCCUACUGUUGAGAUGAUGGUAAAUGAUUUUGAUGACGAAAGGACCUUAGACGAAGAAGAGGCCUUGGCUGCUGGUGAGCACCAGGACCCUAAAGCGGAACUUAACAAUUUGCAAAAAGAAGGGGAUAUGCCCCUUGAAGAAUUACUAGCACUGUACGGAUACAAUAGAAACAUGGACAAACCUGUUCCAGAACAACCACCAGAAGCAGUUCCAGAAGAGACUGAAAAAUCGGAGUCUGCUUUACAGCAGCUUUAUACUGAAACAAAUAAUCCAGAAGCAACUCGUUGUUUGCGAUCUGGUUCUAGGCCCCCAUCUGAAGAGGAAGAUGAUUAUGAUUACAGUCCAGAUGAAGAUGAUUGGAAAAAAACUAUAAUGGUUGGUAGUGACUACCAAGCUGGUAUACCAGAAGGAUUAUGUAGCUAUGAUGAUGCUUUACCAUAUGAAAAUGAGGAUAAAUUAUUAUGGAACCCUAAUAUAUUAGAUGAAAAAGUUAUUGAGGACUACAUGAAAAAAAUAUGUUCGUUGAAUUCAACUACUGGUAUUGAUGCUGUACCUCGUGGUAAGCAGUUACGUGAUGAUGAAGAAGCUUUAUUUCUUCUCCAACAGUGUGGGCACAAUGUAGAUGAAGCUUUAAGGAGGCGACGCAUAUCCUCUCAGACCCCAGCUCAUGCAAAUGUUUGGUCAGAAGAAGAAUGUCGAAACUUUGAAAGUGGUAUUAAAAUACAUGGUAAGGAUUUUCAUUCAAUAAGACAGCAAAAGGUAAAGACAAGAUCCGUGGGAGAACUAGUACAAUUUUAUUAUAUCUGGAAGAAGACAGAAAGACAUGACAUCUUUGCAAAUAAAACUAGGUUGGAAAAGAAAAAAUACAAUUUGCAUCCAGGUCACACAGAUUAUAUGGAUAGGUUUUUGGAAGAACAAGAAGCAACAGGAAGUGUGGUUCGUCCCGUGUCACCCUCUAUGAUGGUAUAUGUGCCUUCUCCUGCUACACAACCGGAUCCGUUAGCACUGGGAGAAAAAGAAGUGUUCUCUCAAUUAGCGCAUACAUCACCUCCCCGAACCUUAUCAACAGAGGAACCAGAAAUGGAAAAUGUUUCCUAAUACACAAUUGGUUGUCAUUUUUUUGUAAAAUGCUGAUGCCUUCUACAAAAGAAUGUACAUACAUUUAGGUAUUUAAUGUAUAAGUUAAAUAAAAUGUUCUAGGGUUAAAUUAAUCUUGAAUUAAGGUAAAGUUUUUUUUUAAAUUAUUUUAUUGAUAUUGCUUUUAGGUCUAUACUAUUUGUUGAUUAUUAAAGCAUAUAAGAUUUUGGUACCCUGGAAAAUGCAAUAUCAGUAAAAUAAUCCUUUGAUGUAUUCUAAAUAUAGAUAAGAUGGUUGAAGAGUGAACAAAGUUCAAUAAGCAAUUUAUACAUUUUGGAUUUACAGAAUCUUUGUUUAACCGUAGCAGUUAUUUUACCUCAAUGUUUGUUUACAUAAACAUGUCAAUUUUUAUAAUGUGCUUUACAACUACUGGUACUUAAUGAACAUUAUUUUUUUUUAAUAAAUAAUCAUUAUUCUGUUCCAUUGUACUUUACCUCCACUGUAUAGUUAGCUAAAACAGAUGGGUUCAAUUAUGAUGCUUCCAAGCCCAUACCACUAAAUCAACUUCAUUACAUUUCAAUAAAUAUAUACACUAGAAUUGGUUACUUUUAUCCUUAUUUUUUACAGGAGAUGUAAAAGUAUUGACUGGCUUAAGAUUAAUAUGUCAGAAAGCACUAAUUGUACAUUUCGCUAAUUAGUAAUAUUUCCUCACCUACUAUCAAACAUUUAUUGUUAACUAGAAAUAUGUAUGAUGAAAAUAUAGAUAUAACCUGCCUUAAAUUUGUAACAAUUUGUACAUAGAAAUACAUUUUAAAACCAAUCUAGGUAAGGAAAAUCUUAAUUAAAAUAUUAGGUCUACUAAUAAUAACGUGGUUAAAUUACAUAGUAAACUGUUAAUUAAAUUUUCUAAAAUAAACUGCAAUUGACUGCCACAUUUGUUACAAGAAAUGUCAAAACACUUCUUUAGUAUUUACAUUUAUAUUCUUAAUAUUAUAUUCUUCUAUAUUAUUAAUUCUAUACUAAAAACAUAAAAUACAAUAAGCUCCAUCAAGUCAGGAUAGGCUUAUGAAGCAAAAAUCAUUAUGUAUCUGCUAAGGCAAUCAAUUGCAACAGUGCUAAUAUUAUAUAUGUUAUUGGUAAGGCUUUUUUUAAUUUUUUUUAAUUACAAAAAAAAAUGAACACAUACUUGCAAAAGGCAUAAUAUUCAUAAACAAGAGUCAUAUUGUGUCCCUACUCCCCAGACUAACCAAGGGUUUAUUCAUAUAAGAUUCAUAAUUAAAUUGUUACAUAAUACACUUUAUUUUAUAUGAGCUGCAUAGUUUAUAUAAUAAAAUAAGCCUAAUGGCUGUUAAAUUUGUACAUAUUAUACUGUCCCAUGCUAAAUAUUUAUACAAAUUCCCAUAUUAUUUAAAAAAUGUAUAGAUUUAUAAAACUAAAGCACUAGUCUUUAGUUUCCUAGUUCCAUUUAGUUCUUAUUUGUAAGGCCAAAUUGUGAAAAUUUUUAUUCAGUAGAUUUAUAGCAUGCCUUGACAGCAUUAAGCUACGUAAGAAGCUAUAAACAUUAUACAGUAUACUAUAUACAGGGAUUUCUUGUAAAACAUUAAUUUUAAACCCCAUUAUAUUUAAUAAAAUUUACUGCUUUAUUGUUGCAUUAGAAUCCUUUAAAGUAAAUUUUAUUUGGAUUGUCAUUUAUUGAGACUAAUUCUGGCGUUAUUUAAUUUUAUAUCAUUUAUCAUCCAAUCUAGAGAUUCUCGUACACGAUACAUUAAAUGAAUUGAAAAAUCGUA
Pieris napi is the source of this 3161-nucleotide messenger RNA. RefSeq names its product mesoderm induction early response protein 1-like. The record is from RefSeq and is a predicted model, not a curated record. NCBI's taxonomy places the organism in Eukaryota, Metazoa, Arthropoda, Insecta, Lepidoptera, Pieridae. The transcript has a single exon. Gene Ontology annotation, biological process: negative regulation of transcription by RNA polymerase II. Gene Ontology annotation, cellular component: nucleoplasm. The coding region runs from base 217 to 1395 and encodes 392 amino acids. Gene Ontology annotation, molecular function: histone deacetylase binding; transcription corepressor activity.